GACUGGAACCGGAAGUGGUGGUCUGCUGAUGAUUGGAGAAUGUCGGUGGGUGUUUCAGUGUUUUCCUUGCCGUCAUUGGGUUUCCUCUCCGCCGCUCAGACCUGCUGCUGCCUCGGCUCCAGACACUUCCUGCUCCGACUCAGUUUUCGCAGUCCUGGAGAGGGGGACAGGAUGAGGAGCAGAGAUGUUUGGGAGGGAACGUGACUCCAGGGGCUUUACUUAAGGACAUUAAGAUGGCAUGAACUAAGGACUUACCUGGAACUGAUUCCUUUGUGCAUUUGCUUUGUUCCUCUUUUUUUUUUUUUUUUUUUUUGCUUAUUCCCUGUGUUUGUUUUUUGUCAGAUGUCAUUCGGAGGAGUGUUUUCUACGACGACUCUUUAAUUUAUCACACUACCGUCCUGAAAGCGUGAUUUUUGUCACUCCUCCUGCUUGUGUCGUAUAUAAUCUCUGAGAUUUCAGAUAGCAAUAGAAGUUUCAAAGGUCUCAGAAAAGCUGCACUAAUCAGAAAAGCUGCACUCAUCAUAUCUACGGGGCAUUCGUCACGCUGCAGGCUGCACUCGACAUGCAACAUACUUUAAGGAAUCGCUGCACAUUAGUUUAAUGACCUCCUUUCACAGAAAAGGUGUGUUUUGCUUCUUGUCUUAUUGAUACUUUAUUGAUGUAUGAGUUUCUUCUUUUUAGAGGUUCAGUUUUGUACCUUGGUGUGAUUAUUUAAAGAUUACUGAUUAAUUAGCUGCUCUGCUGCCUUGUUUUGCUAAGACCAAAGGCAGCUUCAAACUGAAAUGUAAACUUUUUUGUACUUAUGCAAUUUCUGACUGAGUUUCCCGUUCACGUGUUGAAGUUUUGCUUGUCCAGUUUUUAAUUGGCAGGAAACUGUUGAAGCUGACAUCUUUGAUUAGAUUUCAUUGCUUUUUCCCCCUCAUCUUCACUGGAUUAUUUCUUUUGAAAAAUUACUCUUUAUACUGGAAGAAGUUUGCUUUUUAAAUGAAGACCCAGUCAGAAGAUUUUGUUGUUUUUUGUUGUUGCCUGCAUGAAGAAUAAUUUUGAAGUGAUUUCAGGGAUGAAGUUCUUUUCCGACACAUUUUAAUUUUUCUUGCACAUCUUGAAGAACUGACAGCUCUUUGAGCUUCUGGAUCCAGAAGCUCGUACUGUUUGCUUCGUCAGACUGGCAGACGUCGUCCGAUCCAAAAGUGAGGAUGCGCUCCCCAGAUUCCUCCUCGCCUUCUCCAGAAGAAGCCCUCCUUCACGGACAGUUUGCCAGCUGGGAAUCUGACAGUAGCUGCAGCAGCAGCUGCAGCUGCCCGGAGAGCCCUGGAAGCUCAGGAGGGCUUUCCCCCACCACCUCACCACCUCUGAGUCCGACGUCCAACUAUGCCUUGACCCUCACCCACACCCACAUUCACAUCCAGCGUCUCUCAUCGCGGCCUGGGAAGGAAGCCCGUCUCCUGCUGCCUCUGUCUGAGCUGGUGGGGUGCAGCUGUCCUCGCUCUCCUGCGCCGCCGCUGCUCGUGCUGUACUGGUAUCCGCCAGGGAAGCGGAGGAAGGGGGUGUCCAGGCGCAGGCAGGUGAAGGCGUACCUGGCAGAAAGCCGGCCUGAAGCUGAGAGGUGGUCGGCCGCUAUUCAGUGUUUGCUCAGAGAAGUGCCCGUUACAGCUAACACAGAGUUUUCCAGAAGUCUGCUACCUCGUCCCAGGCGACUACUGUUAUUGGUCAAUCCGUUCAGCGGAAGAGGCCAGGCGAUGCAGUGGUGUCAGGCCCACAUCCUGCCAAUGAUUAGGGAGGCCAACAUCAGCUACAACCUCAUACAGACGGAGCGAAGGAACCACGCGAGAGAGCUCAUCAGAGAGAUAUCGCUGCCAGAGUGGGACGGCAUCAUCAUUGUUUCUGGAGACGGCCUGAUGCAUGAGGUGAUCAAUGGACUGAUGGAGCGUCCAGACUGGGAACAAGCAAUAAAGACACCUCUUGGCAUUCUGCCCUGCGGCUCUGGGAAUGCACUGGCUGGCUCCAUCAACCACUACGCAGGGUAUGACAUGUGCCUUCGAGAGCCGCUCCUUUUAAACUGCUGCUUCUUGCUCUGUCGAGGCGGCAUCCGACCCCUGGACCUGGUCUCUAUAACAACAAGCCCUUCGCCCUCCAAAAACAGCCGUACUGCAGCACCCAGGAGACUGUUUUCCUUCCUUUCUGUCGCCUGGGGCUUUGUGUCUGAUGUCGACAUCGAAAGCGAAAGGUAUCGUGGUUUGGGCUCAGCUCGCUUCACUUUGGGCACUUUGGUGCGCAUAGCUUCUCUUCGAUCGUACAAGGGCCGUCUGUCCUACAUGCCUCCCUCUGUAGUUGCCACGACUUCAAAUGGGACACCUCCACCCAGGAGACCCCUCUCCCGCAGCAUUACUGAAGGCCUGGAUGGAUUCUCCAAAACACCCAUCCAUCGCACUUGCUCCGACAUGGGCAUCAGUGAGCAGAGGAGCCUCCUGCGCAGAGGUGAGAUGGAAAGAGAGGAGAGGCAGAGAGAGAGGACAAGGAGACGACAGAGGGGUAGAGGUAAAGGAACUGGUGUGGUGAGAGCGAGCAGUCUGGCAGAAGACAGAGAGAAGGAGGGGCAGAUGGAGAUGGAAGCUGAAGAGAAGUCCGGAAACUGUUCGGAGAAGUCCGGAGCGAGUUCUGCGUCAAAUGAACGAGAUGAAUCCAAUAUGGGAAGAGAUGAAAGGCUGGCAGGGAUAAGGGACGAAAGGGAAGACGAGGAAACAUCAGAGCCAGACUCCUGUGAAAUGUUGGAGGAUGACGAUGACAGGGACGAGGAAGGCAGUGGCGGUUCCCUGGAGGCGGACGGACUGUUGCGAGCCAGGGAGUUGGGAGAGAGCUACGGGGUGGACAUGGGAAGAGAGGCACAGGAAGAGCCUGGAGAUGACCUCUCUAGCCAGGACAGUCUUCAGAGCACCAGAGAGUUGGUGAGGAAGAACUCGGCUCCUUCGAGCCAGAUAGCCGACUCUCUGCUGAGCCAGCCUCUCAGUCAAGAAUCCAGCACAGAUUCUGGGAUUUCUUAUGGCAUGGAGGACAUGGAUCUGAACGACACAUUAUUCCAAAAACAGUCUUACUCUCUGGAUGUGGCUCGGGAGCGAUCUCUCACCAUCUCUUCCCCUUUCCGUCACAAUCCCUUCUCCUACAAGCAGAAAGUUCUGGACCAAAACCAAAACACGUCCCGUCCAAGGCCCCACUCACUCCUCCAGCACUCUAGCUCCAACUCCCUCCCUCCUAAAAUGACUCCCCCCUCCUUUUCUCCCACACCGCCGUCUUCCCCUUCCACUUCCUCCCCACACUCAUCAUCCUACCUCGCCCCCCGUCCUAACACCCCUAACUCCACCUUGAACUCUCCCUCGUUCCAAAUGCCGUCCUCGUCUUUUAACUUUGACCUUAACGAACCAGCAGGACUCCUAAGGAACCGUCCGUUUGUCUCGCUGCCUUUCGAUGUGCCAAGGGACGACUUGUUACCGCCACUCGAUCAGCCGCUCCCCACCAGAGAUUGGGUCACCAUUGAAGGGGACUUUGUCUUGGUCUUGGCCCUUUACCAGAGCCACCUUGGGGCUGACCUCCAUGCUGCACCUCAGGCCAGGUUUGACGACGGCCUGAUCCACCUGACCUUUGUCCGUGCCGGCAUCUCCAGAGCCACGCUACUCAGACUGUUCUUUGCCAUGGAAAAAGGAAACCACCACUCAGUCAACUCGCCGUACGUGAGCCAUGUUUCCUGCAAGGCCUUCAGGCUGCAGCCGCUGUCUCCGCGGGGAACCCUCACUGUGGAUGGUGAACUUGUGCCCUACGGGCCACUACAAGCGCAGGUUCAUCCUUCCAUGGCCCGCCUCAUUGUUGGAGACACUGGAGUAAAGAUUACCAGACUUUAAUAAGGGAUUAUGGAUCUUAUAUUCAUAUAUACAUACAUACGUACAUAUAUUGACAUAUCAAUACUCUAAUGAAUUAUCUCUGUCGCCCUUAAGCUCUCAGAGGGAGAAAGAUAAAGUGGAGUGUUUGAGACACUAGCUUUGUUUGCAGGAAACACUUUCGUAGGGAUUUAAAGGGAUAACACACCGAGCCAAGCGUCAUUGCAGAAUGACUGCAGGGAUUAAUACUAAAUUUCAAGAAUUGUUUCUAAAAAUGCGCUUAGUUGCACAAGUGUUGUAUGAUGUAUAGUAAGAAGGGGAACCACACAGUCUUGGAUAAGAAGAGGGAAUACCAAUACCAAUUGAAUGUUUUGUGGAUUUUUUCGAGCAGACAGUGCAUGUACAUGUUGGUAUGCAUGCAGAGAAGCACUAACUGAAUUUUGCCUUAGUCUGAGAAAUACGAUUAAUACCCAAGACAAAGAUAUUCUGGGGCUUUUUAAAUACACGGAAAUUAUCCACAAUCCCUUACCUGGACUCUUUCUUCCACCAGUGUUAAACUUUUAAAGGACAAAAACUUGUGUCCUUUAAAUUAAUGCCUUAUCUACCUUUUGCUCAUUCUGUUAUGUACUAAGCCUGAAACUUGUUAGAAGGAGAGUUUGGGGUGUUUUUGAAGGUGAGGUUUUGCUAGAAACGGUAUAAACGGCUAAUUUCCUACCUGCAGUAGACAAUUUGCUUAAUGUUUUUAAUUUACAUCAAAUUUAGAUGGUCUAUAAGGCUAAAGCUAAUAGCUAGUCCAAUCAGAGUCUGUUUCAGAAUGCUCUUCUAUUUAAUUCAAAAAGCUCAAAUCAGAAAAUUAAGGUUUUUUUACCUUUAAACUGUCGUCACCUUUGUUUUAGAUUGUUAUAUAUACAGAAAUUCAUAAUUAUUCACACAGGAAAUUGAGGUUGGAGGUGGUGCGCUAGUAAUUUAUUCCUACUCCCCAAACAUUUACAGCAUUUCUGAUCAGAGAAACUUUGUGAAAUCAAAGGAAAAUGGUUUAAAAAAUAUUAUAGGGGUUUAAUUGAACACAAUUUAUGGAUUUGUACACCAUUCAAAUGUUAUCAGGCAGUUAUAUUUACUGGAAACGCUUCUACAUGUUUCAUGCAGGAAGAUUAUUGAAGAUUAUUCCUGACUCAAAUUAUAUUUGUAAUUCUAGUUCUUUGUGCAAAUAAUUUACAAGUUCAAGCAUGACAACAGUUUAAAGGUUCAUGAAACGGCACAUACAACACUGUGGCAUUUAGCAAUCAGAGAUUUUAAGACAGUAGAAGUUCACAAGGCUACUCGUUAGUCUCAGCCUCCAGGCCUAACUAAACUGGAUUUGUACAAAACGCAGAUACCAGUUACCUACUGCAGAUAAGAUAUUGACUGCUUACAUAACCUCAUCUCAAAUCCCUUUAACCUCUGUUCAACUGAAAUAUUACAUCAGAUGCAUAAAUUUAACACUAGUUAUACAUUUCCUUAGCUCCAGCUGCCUACUGUGAUUCUCCAGAGUAACGUGACUGUACAUCAAAUCCUCUUGCUACAAGUAAAUCAGUUUAAAGCAACAUCAACAAAAAAAACCCUGAUAAUUUCUGGAUUGAAUGUUAAUCGUCGCUGACAUUUGCAUUCUGCCUGCUUGUUUUUAGCCAGUGGAUGCACGCUGCUGAUGAUGUCAGUGAUGUUGGUUGUUGAAACAUGUUGAACAUAGCAAUGCCUGAAUAAAACUAGCUGAUUUCUCACCGCUUCCAGACACUUUGAUAUAAAAACAAUCACUGCCUUAGGCCUCAGCAGUCUGAGAAGAAAUAGUUGAAAAUGUAGUUAGAUGGGAUUCCUCGGUUAUCUUGGAUAUGCUGCACAAAAACUGGAAUUUAAGCAGCACAGAUCAGUAGGACGCAAAGUAACUAUUUAAUGAAUACUAACUGCCUAGUACAGAGAUUGCGGACUGAAUCGCAUUGCUUUAAUGAAUUGUUGGAGUUUAAACACUCAUAAGGUAAUGAAAGGUACAACUGACUGUUUAAAAAGCCUUUUAUAAGAGCCAGAGGAGACGACACUAAACUAAAUCAAGGCUAUAUUGGUGGAUCAAAUGAUUUAGCAUGAGAUGAGAUAAAAAAUACCAGCUUAAAGUUGAAGUAAACCAGCUGCAGAAACAGACUGUUAGAUUACUGUCUGUUACUUUUCCAUCUGAAACUUUCUGAUAGUUAUUUGAGCUGAUAAAGUGAAAGUGAGUUUUUCUGAGCCUGAAUUGUCUUACAGAGGUUAAUUUUCUUACUGUAGAGCCUGCUGACUCGGUCUGAGCUGAAGAUGAAUCAUUAGCAUGUGCAAUAUAUCAAUCAGUUAGAAGAUGUGCCAACUGCUUGGAUCACCAUCAGCAUACUGUACUUUUUUAAUCAAUGCCUUUGUAUAAUAAGCCUGUAAAUUACAACUGUUGAGGAUUUGCUCAACAGGUUUAUCUUUCUGUCUUAGCCUUUUUUCCCCCUUUCAAAUGCACAAUUGAAGUAGUCCACCACGGUUUUUACACUGCUUUCACAGCUACAGAAUGUGAGUACUACAUUUUGAGUCUAAGCUUGUACUUUGACUAAAUAGGAACUGAUACACACAGUGUGAACAGAAAUAUGCCAAAAUGUUUACUAAUGUUGCAGAGCCUAGUUUUGAUAGUUUACUUUCUUUGAGCAGCAGCUUUGUCUGUGGCCAUAGCUGGGACCAUGGCGUCUUCUAGACCAAUCUGAUGGGACAGUCCUGGACUGCAACUUCUGAGUGGAUAAAUGCCAUUAAAUCGUCUUUAGUGGGCUGCUUGUAAUGAAAUGGUAAUAUUACUAAAUCAGUGGAAAUGUAUACAUAUACAGUGUACAGGUAAUGGUUAUAAAUUGUUUCAAAAAUAAAUGUAACUUCAUAAA
Molecule: messenger RNA, 6781 nt
Organism: Poecilia latipinna (sailfin molly)
Lineage: Eukaryota; Metazoa; Chordata; Actinopteri; Cyprinodontiformes; Poeciliidae
Gene: sphk2
Product: sphingosine kinase 2
Exons: 8
Coding region: 1197-3893 (898 amino acids)
Biological process (GO): sphingosine biosynthetic process; positive regulation of apoptotic process; sphinganine-1-phosphate biosynthetic process
Cellular component (GO): cytoplasm; intracellular membrane-bounded organelle; membrane
Source: RefSeq, a predicted model, not a curated record